GGAGCCAAGUUAUUUACAUCAACACCAUUGUUGGGUCAAAAAUGGAUUGCUGGAUUGAAGAAGUAGAUCGACGACAGCUAAUCAAAACAAAACGGCGCUGUAAAGCUCCGAAUCAUAAGCAAUGACACGUGGACCCAAACCAAUCCCCACAAUCCAGAAAAACCCGUCAAAAACCUCAGACGUUCCGCUUCUCUUUCUAUGUCCAGAAAAUGCCUUCCAUCUCCAUUUCCGUAGCCAUGAGCUGCUUCGCUCGCCCUCAAUCUCAAGCUCAAGCUCGCUCCAAAGCCAGAGGCAUUUCUCAAAGAGAAACCCCAAUUCGAGGUUCAAACCUAAAAGGAGCACUAAGUGCGAGCCCCUCUCUGUGUCUGCUCCUUCUUCAGGCGUAGAAGCCACCACCUACACUCGCCUCCCUUCUAAACAAGACUUCUCUGCUCCAUCCUCUGAAUCGUCCAACGAAAUCAAGCUUUUUGGUUCUGAUAUCGCCCAAUUCGACUGCAAUGAUUUGUCUGGGACGGAAACGGAUAGCGGUGGGGAUGGAGGGAGGGGAGGGAACGUGUAUGUGGAGGUGGAUGCGGCAAUGAAUUCUCUGUUGCCUUUCAGAAAUGGAGUGCAUUUUAGGGCUGGGAAAGGAGGGCACGGCCAAGGGAGGAUGCAGAAAGGGGGGCAAUGGAGAGGAUGCGGCUGUGAAAGUGACGCCGGGGACGGCUAUCAGGGAGGCUGGGAGGGAGGAGGUAUUGUUGGAACUGUUGUAUCUGGGACAGCGAGCAUUGCUGCUUCCUGGUGGGAGAGGUGGCCGAGGCAAUGCCUCUUUUAAGUCUGGCGCCAAUAAAGUUCAAAGGUUGGCCGAGAAUGGUGAACAGUGUCCAGAAAUGUAAGCCCUGUUCUUUAUCUCAAGAAAAAGUUUUGUUGAUCAGUGCCCUUCGUUUUUGUUGCCUGUGUUUUUUUGCUAUGUCUAACUUUUAGCAUUAAGACUGAUAGUUUUAUAUGGUUUUCAAAUGAUAGCUGUAACUUAAGCCAAUGCUUUUGCUAUUUUCAGAUCAAUUUGAUCUGUAGGUUUGGUGCAUGAAAUAGAGGCUAUCUAUGUUU
Rubroshorea leprosula is the source of this 1086-nucleotide messenger RNA. The record is from the annotation of a GenBank genome assembly. Lineage: Eukaryota; Viridiplantae; Streptophyta; Magnoliopsida; Malvales; Dipterocarpaceae.